CUAAUUCUGACAUUUUCUAAAUUUAUUUUGAAGCACCAUCUUAUUUUUAUAUUAUUGACAAAAUUUUUGCUUACAUACUGUGUAGGUAGCAUGCAAGAAGGUGUAUCUGAAUUGAACGGAUAACAUUGGAUUGAAAAAGACAGGCGCAAGAUUUUGUUGUGGAUCUAGGAACAAAUAAUCCAAGGUGGAUUUUCCUAGACAAAAAUAAUCGUUUUUGUGCUGAUCCAAGUUCAAAGUAUCCGUUGAUUUUAGACUUUUUUUUUAAAAAGAAAAAAUGAAUCGCAAGAAGUCGGCAGAGCAAAGCAAAGGUGAAAAUACGCCAAUGGCGGCACUCCUAAACCAGGCCUCUGCUCCUGGCGGAUUUUCAUCCCUUGGUUCAAUGAUGAACAAGUUUCCAGAGCCGAUUAAAGAUACUAGAGAGAAUUCGGAGAGUUCUGAAUACGCUAGUAGACAAACGGAUCAAAUUUUGGAGCCCGAACUGCAUUUGAGACGAAUGGGUUAUUGCAAUGACGAUCAGGUUUCCUGGGAUAAACUAGAAUUGCCCAGAAAAAGAAAUUUGUAUUUGGAGUUAUAUAGACGAGUGACAAACAAAAUAAAUGCAGACUGCAUAGUUUGUAUUGACAACGAUGAGUUCGAGUGCCAUCUUCUUGUCCUACAAUGUUAUUCAAAGUUAUUUGAUGCCUGUGCAGCUGUAAAAAAAGUUGAACUUCCAUCGGAUCAGUGUAGUGCGUCCGCUUUUUCAUUUAUUUAUGAUUGGAUGAGUGGGGGUGAACCGUCUUACAUUAACUUAACCAGGGCUAAUGUUUUGGAUAUUUUCACAUCAGCAGAAUAUUUAGGAAUUAACGAUUUGGUCGAACAAUGUUGGGCUUUCAUAGACAACGCAGAAAUUUUCAAUGAAGACUCUGCGUUUGCACUUUACCUCGAUGCUAAGGAAAGAAAUUUGCCGGAAGUUCAAGAACUAAUGCUGCCAAGAAUUAAAAAGUUUUUUUUGAUGUUGGUUAGUUCAUCAGAUUGGUUAGAAUUGGAUGUGACCGAUGUCAAAAUCUUGCUUCAGUCUAAUUAUGUUGCCGUAAAUUGUGAAAUGGAAAUAUUUAUGGCGGCUGUUCGAUGGUUGAAGAACAACUACGAAGACCGAGAACAGUACAAGUACGAAGUGCUAAAGUGUGUUAGGUUUGGAAACAUAGCACCUUGGCAAUUGGUGGAUAUCAAAAAAAAUCCAGAAAACCCGUACUUUAUUGAAUUGUGCCAAGAUGCACGGAUUUGCAAAAUGAUCGACGAAGGAAUAUCAUUUGUGAUAAUCAAAUAUUGGUAUGGUCAGGAAAAUAAUGACAAGGACCUGGGAAGCUGUUAUGGAAUGUUGGGGUUGGAAGAGCCCCUGGCAAGAAACUGGAUGGGUCCUGACAAAUCCUAUAACACCUUCAGGGAAUUUCUGAUAUACCUCGACCAGUAUCGUAGGAGUCAACUAAUUGACAAAACGAAACCUCUCUUAGCCCAGAAAGACAAAAAACUAUCAGAAGAAGGCAAACCGGUAUCAGUCAUUAAAAAAAGUGUUCCAGCUUUCUCCAGUAUUGAGGAUUUUUUAUCUCCGAAUAGGAAAUCAGGUUCUUCGAAAAAGUUAAACAAAUUUUAAUGUUGAUAGAUAAAUUGAACGUAUUAUAUUUUAUCAAGUACU
Messenger RNA from Ceutorhynchus assimilis (cabbage seed weevil), 1672 nucleotides. The record is from the annotation of a GenBank genome assembly. NCBI's taxonomy places the organism in Eukaryota, Metazoa, Arthropoda, Insecta, Coleoptera, Curculionidae.